AAAAUGAGGUUAAGAAUUGUCAAAUCAAAAGUCCUGUCAAACAAACAUCGCCUUUUUCGGCAAAGAGUACAUGAACAAACCAUUUGCUAGGAUUUUUCUUUUAAUAUCGACUUUCGGCGUAAAAAAUGGGCGAAGACCUACAAAGAAAGCUUCAAAAUGAGCUAGCAAACUUUCAACAGGUCCAAAAAGAACUACAAAAAUCCAUUUCAACAAGACAACAACUAGAUGGGCAACUGUAUGAAAAUGAAAUUGUGAAAACUGAAUUGGAGAUGCUUCCCGCUGAUGGUAAGGUAUUUAAAUCAGUUGGGCCAAUUUUGAUCAAAACUGAACUAGUGGAAGCGAAGCAGAAUGUGAGCAAAAGAGUAGACUUCAUCAAUAAGGAAUUGAAAAAGGUUGAUGACCUUAUUGCGACAUUGGAAAAAAAGCAGGACACACAUAGAGAGGCCCUACAAAAAUUACAAAUGCAGUUGCAACAAGCACAAGUCAAGGCUGCCCUACGUGCUUAAUUUAAAAUAAAUAUUUUUUUGGUAUUUAUUGUUUGUUAAAGAGAUAGGUUAUUUUGCUCUAUUCUUUAAUUCUGCUAGGAUAUUUCAUAUGUUGUAAUAAAUGUCUCCAUAAUAAAUGUU
Molecule: messenger RNA, 626 nt
Organism: Anthonomus grandis grandis
Lineage: Eukaryota; Metazoa; Arthropoda; Insecta; Coleoptera; Curculionidae
Product: prefoldin subunit 6
Exons: 2
Coding region: 126-506 (126 amino acids)
Biological process (GO): protein folding; chaperone-mediated protein complex assembly
Cellular component (GO): prefoldin complex; cytoplasm
Molecular function (GO): protein-folding chaperone binding
Source: RefSeq, a predicted model, not a curated record